Messenger RNA from Prosopis cineraria, 678 nucleotides. Its product is annotated as putative F-box/LRR-repeat protein At5g02930. The record is from RefSeq and is a predicted model, not a curated record. The transcript is spliced from 3 exons. Lineage: Eukaryota; Viridiplantae; Streptophyta; Magnoliopsida; Fabales; Fabaceae. The coding region runs from base 1 to 678 and encodes 225 amino acids. Gene Ontology annotation, molecular function: protein binding.
AUGACCAGAUCAAGAACCAAGGCCAAGCUGGCUUCUUCUGAUGAAGGGCCAGAUCUGAUAAGCCAACUCCCAGAUGAAAUCUUGUGCCUCAUCAUUUCUCUUCUUUCAAUCGACGAAACUGUAAGGACGAGUGUUCUUUCAAAUAGAUGGAGAGAAUUAUGGCGGUUCAUCACUAGCCAUCUUGAGUUUGACGGACUGUGUUCACUCCAGCUCAUUUACUACGCACUGCCUACUUCAAAACCAUUUGAAGGAUGCGAGAAUCUGAAAACCUUGAUCCUGAUAAAUGUGAAUGUCGAUGAUAAAAACCUAGAUAGAAUUUUUAAGAACUGUAAGGGGUUGGAGAAUAUGUGCCUCGAUGAGUGUACUACUGGGUUUUCAAAACUUGAAAUCCAUUAUCCCAAUUUGAGUGUUUUGCAAUUGCAUGCGAUGAAACUUGAUGGAUUAAUUGUUUUUGCUGAGAGGCUUGAGGUUUUACUCCUUGAUACUAUCAUUUCUCCGUGGAGUAUGGAUAUUUAUUCCCUGAGCCUCAGGGUUAUCCAUUGUUACAACCACUCGAUAUUGGGAUCAAUGCUUUCUUUAAUUGAAGAGAGAAACGUUCUCAAGGCUUUCGAUCUUCUUGGUUACUUCCGUUAUUAUUGGGAGCAAUAUUUUGCUGACUCUGUCAAAACUUUCAAUUGA